Anolis carolinensis (green anole) is the source of this 3277-nucleotide messenger RNA. RefSeq names its product protein SSUH2 homolog. NCBI's taxonomy places the organism in Eukaryota, Metazoa, Chordata, Lepidosauria, Squamata, Anolidae. Bases 227 to 1378 code for a protein of 383 amino acids. The record is from RefSeq and is a predicted model, not a curated record. The transcript has 12 exons. Gene Ontology annotation, molecular function: heat shock protein binding.
UCUGAAGCAGAAGUCAGUGUAGCUCUCACAUUGCAUCAUGUAACUUGAUGUUUAUUUUUUUAGUGACAGAUAAUGAAUCACGGGACGUCCCAUUGUUUUAUGAAAUGGGAGUGGCUGUAGGGGCUGGUCUUUAGGGAUUUCUAACAUAGAAUUCCUAGUAAACAAUACAUGUGCCAAAUAUUGCAGAGAGAGACUUCUUCUGGACAUACUUACUUCAUCUGGCACCAUGAGAAUGGAUCUAGAGAAAGCUGGAGACAAAGAAACUAGUCUGGAUCUGGAAUCAGAGCCUGAAAACCCUUUCUUACCCUCUAGAGAUCUGUUAGAACCACUUGGUCAUUAUGAAUGGACAUUUCGUGACCAUGGAAGGAAAAAAUUAGUUCCACCUCCAGAGAUGAUGCAAAGGUUCAGUAUACAGAGAAACAACUCCGUUUUUGUGGAAUGCAGGAUCCCCCAAAUGACGGAAGACACCGCCAGGAAUGCGCUCCUCAGCUUCGUUAAUUCCAAGUGUUGCUAUGGCAACAGAGCAGCAGGAGAACUCAUCAUUCAGGAGCUGAAGCCUCAGAGGUUGUGCAGAUAUCGACUAGAGACCUUUAAUGAAACAAGAUUAUGUGAAUGGACUUUUGAAGCUUAUACCAAUACUUUGGUAGAUGGGCCACAAAAUGGCACAUCCCCAAGACCAUGGGAUAUUAAAGUCCAAGUACCCCAGAUGUUUCAGGAUGAUACAAAAAAGUUUCGUGUACCUCAUUCUUCUUUAGUCAAGGAAUGUCACAAGUGUCAUGGACGUGGGCGAUACAAGUGUAGUGGAUGCCACGGUGCAGGCAGAAUGAGGUGUGUUACAUGCAGUGGAGCCAGGCAUAAAGCAAAAGCAAAAUAUCUUCAACAUCAGAAGCGGUGCCAGAUGUGUUCAGGUACUGGUCGUAAGAGGUGCAGCACAUGUUCUGGAAGAGGAAAUAAGACCUGUACAACCUGCCAAGGAGAGAAAAAGUUGCUACACUUUGUCCAGCUGAUAAUAACUUGGAAAAACAAUGUAUAUGAAUUCAUUUCUGAACAUGAGUUGAACUUUCCAAGGGAACUGCUUAAUAAAGCCAAGGGAGAGAACAUAUUUAAAGAUGAAAACAUUGUGGUGUAUCCUCUUGUUGAUUUCCCUUACCCUCAGAUUGUGCAGGCAUCACAAAGAGCUAUUGCAGAACAUAACGCCAUAUUCACUGGCAUGUCUCGCAUUCUCCAGCAGCGUCAGACUGUUGAACUAAUUCCUGUCACUGAAGUCCACUACCGGUAUGCCCAGAAGAUGUACCUUUAUUAUAUCUAUGGAAUGGAGAACAAAGUAUAUGCCCUGGACUAUCCAGAAAGAUACUGCUGUGGUUGCACCAUCAUCUGACAAUAGAAUGCAUUGUGAGGCUGUUUCCUGGGACCAAGUGAGCCAUUAUUAUGGCACAUGUAAGCAGUGUGGAAAUGGGCCAAGUGCAUAUGGAUUCCCUCUUUAGUGCUAGGGUGCACAAUGCUAUAGUGUUAUAUUACUUGCUCAGUGUAAUUUGUCCUGUUUUAUAACCUAUGCUAUAGAAUCUAAGGACACUACUUUAACUGCCAUGGUGCAAUGCUACAGAAUCCUAGGCAUUGUUGUUUUACGUGGUCUUUAGCCUUCUCUGACAAAGAGUUCUGGUGCCUCACUAAACUAAUCCUUUCAGGAUUCCAUAGCAUUGAACCAUGAUAGUUAAAGUGGUAUCAAAAAGUAUUAAUUCUAUAGUGUAGAUGCAGCCACAGUUUCAACAGUGAAUAAUAAUGUGCCUUCUGCAACUUAGAUUUUUAACAUGUAUCAACUAGAAAGAGACAUUUUUUUCUGGUGGUAUAAGUGAUGGAGGCAAAAAGAAUAUCAGUAAACUCUAACAAUCUAUAGUACUUUCUGAAAUAAUUUCAAAAUUCUGGGGGGAAAACAUGUAAUGCAAUACCCUGUAUUGAUUGAUGCAGUUUUCUUUAAAAUGUAUAUGCUUUAGAUCAAUAGAAAGAUGGCAAAGUCAAGGUAGCUGUUUGAUCUUGUUCAGAAUAUUUUUAAAAUGUAUAUAGAAGUAUGCAGCAUAUACCUUCUUUUACAAAGGUUACACAUACAGUGAAGUGAUAUCUUACGAGAAGGUCUGUGGAGUAUUUUAUGUCAGUAGAAUGUUAUAUUACCAGGAGUACAAGCUCUUUUUAUAUGUCAGAGAUAAUUGUAUGCAAUCACUAUCUCUGAGCUUUCAUUUGCUGGGCGUAUAACCAUUUGGAUAGAAAAUGAGCUCUGUAAUUAGGCAAUGUGUCAUUUUAAAGUCGUUUUAUAUAAACUGGCAGUGGUCAAAUGAGUAUUGGUUUCUGACUGAAUUUCAGACAAUCAUGUGUUCUGAGAUCCAAUGUGUUCCAAUGGCUGAAGAGCUGGAUUUAGGAGACCCUUCUAAUGCAUAGAUCCAGGCAUGUGUAAAACCAAAACUUUAAAAAAUUACUGUUUUAGACUAGAACUCAAAAUUGGGUGGUUUGGGGAUUCUGGGAAAUGUAGUCCAAAAAUAUCCUUCCUAAGUUGUGAGGGGAAAAAAGCUUCAUUUAAAUAAUAGAUUAUCUAUGAUGGAACAUUUCUUAUGGAUGCCAUCUGUGAUCAUGAAAACCAUCUAUUUCAGUGUAUUGCCAUUUUCAUGUGUCACAAGUUUACCAACAAAUGUCCAUAGGAUUCACAACAAUAAUAUGGGAAUCCGACUUAUAUUUGUGUUAUUUUAAGUCCACUCUACACAGAAGAAGAGUAGAGUGUCAUAUUUAUUGCCUUGUACUUAAAAUACAUAGAUUAAUAAAAUUACAGCGCUAAUGGAGCAUUUAACCCAUAGAGAAAGUAUCCUUAUGAAAUGCCCAUUUUAAAACACCGCUCAGAAGCCUGAAAUGAAAGGGGAUCUGGCACCUGCUGAAGUAGACUAUUUACUGUUAGACAGCUCUUGUUAUCAGGGAAUUCUUCCUUCCUGAUCUCUAGUUUGAAUCUUCUUUCUUGUAAUUUGAAUCCAUUGGCUCAGAUCCUGACCUCCAGAGCUGCACAAAAGAAAGUCACUCUAUAUUAUGUACAAUUACCCUCCAGGUAUUCAAAAAUGGCUAGCGGGGGGAAAUCCAGAAGGACUGGUCUUGGGGUGGUUUUUGGCAGUGCUGUGGAUAUGUUUGUGUGUGUGAAGAGAGAUGAGGUAGGAAGAAACUCAAUCGGAAUAAUACACACUAUGACGCUUUGUUACUAAUCUCUUUCAUUUCCUCUGAGCAAUAAAAUAUUUUCCACAGAAAA